Messenger RNA from Yamadazyma tenuis ATCC 10573, 438 nucleotides. RefSeq lists its product as uncharacterized. Gene Ontology annotation, cellular component: cytoplasm. NCBI's taxonomy places the organism in Eukaryota, Fungi, Ascomycota, Pichiomycetes, Serinales, Debaryomycetaceae. The record is from RefSeq and is a predicted model, not a curated record.
AUGGCAUCUAAAUUUGACGCUGAAAAGGCAGAAAACUUGGGAGAUAUCGAAAUGCAGUUCGCUGUGAAGGCUGUAACCCAGGCUGAAACAUACUGGGGAUUAUUGGAAAAAAUUCCUGGUUCAAAGUUGAAGUUAACCAAAUUUGAUGAUGACAUCUUUGAGCAAUUACUCAUUGACUUUCCCGAAUUCAAAGACCCAAGCAAUGUGGUCGAGGUUCAAGAAGAAGAAAUGAAAAGCAAGGAAGGAAAGGAAAAAUGGAGAGCUUUCUGUGAAAAAUUCAAUGAAAUCGAAGACUACAAUUUCGGUACUUUAUUGAGAACUAAGUGUACUGAUGAAUACACCCAACAUGGUACUAUUUUCGUGGUAAGAAUCCAAUUCUAUGCCUUCGAAAUCGCCAGAAAUAGGUACGGUUUGAACGACUGGGUAUCUAAAAAAUAG